Molecule: messenger RNA, 2873 nt
Organism: Bufo gargarizans (Asiatic toad)
Lineage: Eukaryota; Metazoa; Chordata; Amphibia; Anura; Bufonidae
Product: protein DDI1 homolog 2
Exons: 9
Coding region: 86-2551 (821 amino acids)
Biological process (GO): proteolysis
Molecular function (GO): aspartic-type endopeptidase activity; protein binding
Source: RefSeq, a predicted model, not a curated record
CCUGCGCAGUGAGUGGCGCUGAGGCUCCGCCCCCCGGUGUUGGUGUGAGUGAUCCGGGUGAGCGAUCUGAACGGCAGCCGCCAUCAUGUUAAUCACCGUGUACUGCGUCCGCCGCGACCUGACGGAGAUCACAUUCUCCCUGGAGGUGGAUCAGGAAUUCGAACUAGAAAAUUUCCGAGCCCUGUGCGAGCUGGAGAGCGGCAUCCCGGCCGCCGAGUCCAUGAUUCUCUACGCAGAGCAGCUGCUUACCGACAACCAGCGAUCACUCUCCUCUUACGGGUUAAAGGAUGGCGACGUGGUGGUCCUGCGCCAGAAAGAUCCAGCUGAAUCUCGACCUACUCCAGCGUUUCCUGGUUUGCCGCAAAUAGACUUCAGUAGUAUUGCUGUUCCCGGGACCUCCAGGCCGCCUGCGGCCCCUCCUCAGCCCCGGGCCCAGGCUCCAGAUUCCACUUCUUUUCCUCAGGGGCUGGAUAACCCUGCUUUGCUGCGGGAGAUGCUGCUGGCCAAUCCCCACGAGCUGUCACUGCUGAAAGAGCGGAACCCACCCCUGGCGGAGGCGCUACUGAGCGGCGACCUGGAAAAAUUCACUAAAGUUCUUCUGGAACAACAGCAGGAAAGAGCCCGGCGGGAGCAGGAGAGGAUCCGACUCUUCUCCGCCGACCCGUUUGACCUGGAAGCUCAGGCUAAAAUAGAGGAAGAAAUAAGGCAGCAGAACAUUGAGGAGAACAUGACCAUCGCUAUGGAGGAAGCUCCGGAGAGCUUUGGCCAGGUGGUGAUGCUAUACAUUAACUGCAAGGUCAAUGGUUACCCAGUGAAGGCCUUCGUAGACUCAGGAGCUCAGAUGACUAUAAUGAGCCAGGCCUGUGCCGAGCGCUGCCAUAUCAUGAGGCUGGUGGACAGGAGGUGGGCCGGCAUCGCCAAGGGGGUCGGCACACAAAAGAUCAUCGGUCGAGUUCAUCUUGCUCAGGUGCAGAUUGAGGGAGACUUCUUGCCCUGCUCAUUCUCUAUACUGGAGGAACAGCCAAUGGACAUGCUGCUUGGUCUGGACAUGUUGAAGCGACAUCAGUGCUCCAUUGACCUGGAGAAGAAUGUCUUGGUCAUUGGCACGACAGGCACACGGACUAGCUUCCUGCCCGAGGGUGAGCUUCCGGAGUGUGCCCGAUUAGCAUACGGCCCAGGAACAGAAGACAUACGCCCUGAGGACAUUGCAGACCAGGAGUUAGCAGAAGUAUUGCAGAAGUCUGCUGAGGAAGCAGACAAAGAAUCUACCUCAGAGGCAGGUCCGUCACUAGUUCCACCGAUGGAUGGAUCUACCCACCCUGUCCACAAUUCAGACAACGUCCCCAGUGCUCAUCAAGCGUCCACCCCACUCUCUGCCACAGAAAGCAGAGACGUUCCCAGAGAAGAUGUUGCCUGCACUAGCGGGUCCCAUACAGGAGGCAGUGAGCAAGUGGGUCACACAUCCAAUUUAUUAGGAUCUGCAGUCGCUGUUGACCAACCUGGAGUAGAGUCUUCAGCUUCUCUGACAUCUGUUGCUGAUGGAGAUUCAGGACUCGUGCUAGCUACUGCUGUUAAGUCUGCAGUUACCACCAUUCCUAAUGCUGGCUCGGAGGUUUACAAGGAAUCUGGGUGUGAGCCUCAUGUAGAAAACGCACCUCCUCCUUCCACGUUGACCCCAGUGGAAGACGGAGUACAAGAAAUGACGCAGGUUCCUUGUGCCAUGACUGAAGACAUGAUGGAACUUGGCACAGAGGUAAUUCCUGAUCUUGAUGGUUGCAGACCCCAGAUAAAUAUCACGGUCCAGGAUCCUGAGUGCCAACAUGUGUUCCGCAAUGACCCUCCCACUAAUCUGGAGGAGUCUGUGGAUGUGGACAAUGCGACCAAGCAUGAUUGCCCAAAGCCACCAAGCACCUCUGUCCAGGAUGGAGAUGAAAGCUGUUUCUCCUUGGCCACUGCCUUGAAAGAACUCCAUAAGUUACUGAUCAUCAGUGGUCAAGGAUCUGCUUGGGCUAGAGAUGAUGAUGGAGCUUUGGGUGCUGAGGCUGGUCACUCGGAUGAUGUUCAGGGCAGUCAUCAGGAAUCGUGCCAAAAUGGAGAAGUGGACAACGACCUUCAUCAGGAGACAGGAAUGAGUGGACAAGUCGCUGACGAGAUGCCUCGGUGUAUUGAGGCAGACUCCUUACAGGUAUCCUCAAGAAAUGACUAUUCUAGCGACUGCAUGGAGUCAUCUGAUGAUGUAUCUGCUCCUGAUCAGCCCCUGCCUGGUACUGUGCUGAGUCAAGACGCAGACACUGGUGCGAUGCAUAACUCCGGUGACCGAGAAGCGGAGGAAGAACAAGUCCUAGAACUAAGCCGUGAAUCUGAGGGAGCGGUCUGUGAAUGGAGCUCAUCUAUGACGCCAUCAGAUCCCCCUUCACAUUCUGCUGUAGAGCGCAUUGUGAGUGCAGGGUUCACCAUGCAGGAUGCCCUUGUCGCCCUGGAAAGAGCUGAUGGGAACGUGGAGAUGGCGCUGCUCGCUUUGCUUGCUAAGAAUAUUGUUGUCCCCUCCUAAUUUAUUGCAUUUAUACCACCAGUGGACUGCGUAGAAGAACUUGCCUCUUGUCCUCCAAGCGCAGAAGAUAGGCAGGACCUGUGGCUGGCGGACUGCUACCCUGUCUUGUCUCUGCAGUCAAGUGGUUGCCCCAAAUGUCCUCCUGUGGGCGAGAUCUAGACAGGACUGUCUGCAACAGUGUCGCUGAGGUCGUGAUGUGCCUCCCAAAGCCAUGAAAGCAAUUGUUUGUUUUAAACCAGGGAUCUCUUAGGCUGUGUCUGUGCUGUUGAGAUCAGACUUUCUAGAAAUCCGAGAGCCAUAAUGAAUGCAUUUUUCUAUCCUC